UUCUUUCCCAUCGCAAGCGCGUGUGAUUCCAUCGCGAAGGCCGGUGCGUUGAUUCCUGCGCCCCGAGAGGACAGCGAGCCAGCGAGGCCGCGAGGGGGAGGAAAAGUCCAGUCCGGUUCCUUUUUCUCUUCCCCGCGUCGCCGGCUCUGGUCAGUCUUGCCGCCAUUGCGCGACUCGCAGCAUCCUGGUCUCAGUUGCUGGGCGCCUCGCGUACCCUGGUAUGGAGCCUUUCUUGAUCUGCUUUUCCUUUCGUGUUCUUGCCCGCCACUCGCGUACCAGUCCGGUUCCUUUUUCUCUUCCCCGCGUCGCCGACUCUGGUCAGUCUUGCCGCCAUUGCGCGACUCGCAGCAUCCUGGUCUCAGCUGCUGGGCUCCUCGCGUACCCUGGGCUGAGCAUCACAGGGAGUGGAAGAAACCAUGUUUAGGAGAAAACAUACCUCUCAUUUCAAUUCUAAUGAUGCUGAUCAGCGAGAAGCAAAGAUCAAUGAACUGAAAGAUGCACUUGGGCCUUUGUCUGCCCACGUUGAGAAGUACUGCAGUGAAGCAUGCUUGAAAAGAUAUCUAGAAGCCCGUAACUGGAAUGUUGCUAAGUCGAGAAAAAUGUUGGAAGAAAGUCUCAAGUGGAGGGCAGCUUACAGGCCAGAGGAUAUUCGCUGGCCCGAUGUUUCUGUUGAAGCGGAAACAGGUAAAAUGUACAGGGCUAGUUUUCGAGAUAGAGAAGGGAGAACUGUUGUCAUUAUGAAACCUGCAAAGGAGAAUACAUCAUCCCAUGAAGGGCAGAUACGGUUUCUUGUAUAUAUUUUGGAGAAUGCGAUCCUCAGCCUGCCUGAAGGUCAAGAGAAAAUGGUAUGGCUGAUAGACUUCACAGGAUGGACAAUGGCAAAUGCCACGCCCAUAAAGACUGCCAGAGAAACUACAAAUAUUCUGCAAAAUCAUUACCCUGAGCGGCUGGCUAUUGCAUUUGUAUUUAAUCCCCCAAAAGUAUUUGAGGCUUUUUAUAAGGUUGUCAAAAUUUUCCUUGACCCGAAAUCAAUCGAGAAGGUGAACUUCGUGUACCUGAAGGAUGAGGAAAGCAUGAAGAUGAUGCACAAGUACAUUGAUCCGGAAGUCCUUGAUAUAGAGUUUGGGGGGAAGAACAAUGUGGUGUACAACCAUGAGGAGUACUCUGAGUUGAUGGUGAAAGAUGACGUCAAAACAGCGAGCUUUUGGGCAGCGGAUGCAAAAACUGACCAUGUUAACCAUGUCAUCAAUGGGACCUUGGUUCCUGAGGUUACACCGCAGUCGUCGCUGAUUGCUGCUAAGGCCAGUUGAGGAGUUUCAACCUACUAUGAUGGGAAUUAUUCGUAUAGUUUUACCGGAGGAAAUAGAUAAGUUGAGGACUAAUGAGAUGUCCACACUAAACAGUAAUAAAUGAAAUAACAAAUAAGAUGUUACUCGUUCAUGCUCAAAAUUGUUCCAGGAAUCAGUCAGUCUAUCCAGUAUACACUGAGCUACCAGAGUAUAUUAUAUCAUCAUGGAUGAUUGGAUGGCAAAGGCCCAAAAGAAAUGGUGUACAAUGUAUGUGUUAAUGAAUAAUGAGUGUCACAUGGAUAAGGAAAUAACACAAGCUUAAUAGUUUACCUUGUAUUGA
Molecule: messenger RNA, 1629 nt
Organism: Phragmites australis (common reed)
Lineage: Eukaryota; Viridiplantae; Streptophyta; Magnoliopsida; Poales; Poaceae
Product: phosphatidylinositol transfer protein PDR17-like
Exons: 6
Coding region: 417-1310 (297 amino acids)
Molecular function (GO): phosphatidylinositol transfer activity
Source: RefSeq, a predicted model, not a curated record